UUCAACUAAACUGUUGUCAUUUUUUGUACACGACAAUAUUACCCAGUUUUUAAUUUAUUUAUUGUAAUAAUCUAUAUUAUUUUUACUUUGCAACGCAAAUAUAUAUCAUUUUUAACAAAUGGAGGUGGCAUUAAUGGAAUUGGAAAGAUGCCGUACAAGUGGUGAUGGUAUGGAACAAGAAGAUCUGCAAGAGAAAGUAGAUCAAACACAAAUACCACAACGAGACACAAGUAAGAUCGUCAUUGAGGAUACAAAGCAAAGUUUUCAGAACAAUAAGGAAUCAUUGAGCGAAGCAGAACAGAGCAAGCAACAGCCUACUAGAAAAACAUCUAAUAGCGCUGGGUCAAACAAAACAAAUCAAGGACUACCAUUGCCUGGUUUACAUACAUUAUAUCGACGGCCGGAAUGCAUUACACGUAGUUUAAAGCCUGUGGUACCAAAAGGUGAAUUAAUAAUGAUGAAACCACGUUUAGUAGAUCCCAUUAAUAUUUUGCCAGAACAUAAAAAGAAUAAACCGCCCAAGUUUAUACCCUAUGAACCAUAUACAGGAGCUGUAAAUCCCAUAGUGCCAAAACAGAAAAGUGGUACGGCGACACCUAGAACAACAAUGACAACAAAAUCUAAUCGUAAUAAUUUAGAUAUUGGUAUAUUAGUGAACCAAAUGUCCUCCCUAAGAACACAAGAGUUACAGGACGUGUCGGUAGAUAAUAAAACAAAUGAAACUAAAACAAAGAGUGAGGAGGAUGUUAGGCAAAAUAAUCAAGAAUUGGCUAAUUUAAGAGAAGAAUUAAGAAAAGUUAAAGUAGAACGUGACUACUUUCAAGGACAAUUUAAAUUUCAAACACAAGUUAAUGCAGAACUUAAGAAUUUACUAGUAGCCUCCGUGGGAGAAGAUUUGCUUACACGAGUAAAUGUACUAACCGAGGAUAAAUUACAAUUGGCAAGAGCUUUACUCGAUACUGCCAACAAUUUAACUACCCACACUGAACAAAUUGAGUUUUUGGCGGGACAGUGUGAAGUCUGGCGUUCAAAAUUCUUAGCCAGCAGUGUUAUGGUAGAGGAAUUAGCUCGCUGGAAAGCAGAUCUAACACAAAAAAAUCAAAUGCUUAAUGAAUCCACGAAAAGACUAUUGCACACCACACACCAAUUACGACAGAUGCAGUUAGACAUGUUGAAAAAUUUGAAAUUUUUGGCAAAAAUACGUUACUUAAAUCUACCAGCUACCGAUGUUGUAACAUUAGCCGCCGAGAAUUUAAAUAUACUACAACAAAUGGUUUUGCAUUCGGGUGUAGGUAUGCCGGAUGGUGAUAUUAGCAUAUCUUCUGCUUCGACAUCACCACUCUGUGAUUCUGAAAAAUAUGCUGUACAAGCUUUAGAAUUCAUUAGUCAACCUUUAAUGGCAACUGAUGAAGCUAUUAAGGCUUUGUUUGGCCAGGCUCAAAGACCCUAUGCCUCACAAGUGUCAACCACUUCCACUUCAGCCACUGAAUUGGAAAAUGUUAAUUCAACUUUAAAGGAAAAUUAGAAACCUAUUUUAUUUUAUAACAACUAUUAUUAUAUUGUAUGUAUAAUUUUACCCAUCUGUAAUAUUUUAUAUUCCCUAAUUAUAGUUUUCAAAAUAAAGCAAUAAUUAUUAUAAUAAACAAAAAUAUGUGCAGUA
Messenger RNA from Lucilia sericata (common green bottle fly), 1660 nucleotides. RefSeq lists its product as uncharacterized. The transcript is spliced from 2 exons. The record is from RefSeq and is a predicted model, not a curated record. Gene Ontology annotation, biological process: Golgi to plasma membrane protein transport; Golgi organization. Bases 119 to 1525 code for a protein of 468 amino acids. Lineage: Eukaryota; Metazoa; Arthropoda; Insecta; Diptera; Calliphoridae. Gene Ontology annotation, cellular component: Golgi membrane.